AUGGGCAUGGCUUUCACCCAACCUGAAGUUCGUCGUCUUGGGAUUUUGUAUCUGCUGUUUGCCCAAUUCGCUCCAAAAAUCUUGGAAAUACAAGACUAUGUAUUCGGUCAUGUGGCUGUUGAUCAUCAUAUACAAAUGGCAAGAGCGGUCAAAGUAAAUAUUCCUGCGACAUGCAUUACAAAUUGGAUUUAUUUCUAUCAGACAAAUGUCGUCGUUAUUACACACGACACUUCUUUAUCAACGCUUAAAUCUUCAAUUUAAUAGCAAAACAAAAACUACGUGUCACCGAUCACAAUCCAAAGUCUCCAAGUCUCUUUCGAACUCAGGACCAUAAAUAGCUAAAAGAUUUUCAUCUUUAUAUAGCUAUAAAACGUUUUGUUCGUUCACAGAUAUACUUGAGGGUGUGGAUGUGGGGUGCGGGUAUGGGUGUGGGUGUGGGUGUGGGUGUGGGUGGAGGUGCGUGUGUGUGUGGGUGGAGGCGGGUGGGUGGGUGAAGAUGGGUGGGUGUGGCUUCUUCUUUCACACCGGCAUCCCCACCCCCACCCCCACACCCCCACCCUCACCCCCACCCACCCCCCCCCCCCC
Molecule: messenger RNA, 585 nt
Organism: Rotaria sp. Silwood2
Lineage: Eukaryota; Metazoa; Rotifera; Eurotatoria; Philodinida; Philodinidae
Source: the annotation of a GenBank genome assembly